GGAAAAUGGAGCCUAAGAUGAGGGCUACAAAUGUGUUCCUGGACAAGAGGACAGGAACAUUUAUGCAUGAGAGAAAGGGAGCGAUAAUGUGUGUAAUUACAAAUGUACUUCAAUUCUAACAUAAGACAAAGAUCUUUCUCAUUUGAUGAUGAAUAUCCAUUUGGAUAAGCACAUCUGAAGUUAGUGGGAAAAGGUAAAACUAAUAGUUUAAAUUGAUGACAAUUUCUUUGACCAUAUUCAGAAUACGUAACAGAAAACCAAAAUAGGAAGUAAAAGUGUAUAGAAAUAACUAGAAAAUGAAAAUUACUGUGUUCCCUAUUUAAUGGCCUUGCUUAGAAAGCAUGGCAUCAGAGAACCUACCUCAAGGUUCCAUCAGACCCCGUCUCAGCCAGGCCAGCAGCAGCCUCAUCUUCCCCAUGGCCUUUGUGCUCUCUCUACUGAUGGCCCUGGUGCUGGUCAGCUAUGGCCCGGGAGGAUCCCUGGGCUGUGACCUGUCUCAGAACCACGUGCUGGUUGGCAGGAAGAACCUCAGGCUCCUGGGCCAAAUGAGGAGACUCUCCCCUAGCUUCUGUCUGCAGGACAGAAAAGACUUCGCUUUCCCCCAGGAGAUGGUGGAGGGUGGCCAGCUCCAGGAGGCCCAGGCCUUCUCUGUGCUCCACGAGAUGCUCCAGCAGACCUUCAACCUCUUCCACACAGAGCGCGCCUCUGCUGCCUGGGACACCACCCUCCUGGAGCAGCUCCACACUGGACUCCAUCAGCAGCUGGACGACCUGGACGCCUGCCUGGGUCUGUUGACGGGAGAGGAAGAUUUUGCCCUGGGAAGGAUGGGCCCCACACUGGCCAUGAAGAGGUACUUCCAGGGAAUACAUGGCUACCUGCAAGAGAAGGAAUACAGCGACUGCGCCUGGGAAAUCGUCAGACUGGAAAUCAUGAGAUCCUUCUCUUCAUCAACCAGCUUGCAAGAAAGCUUAAGAAUGAUGGAUGGAGACCUGAACUCACCUUGA
Messenger RNA from Bubalus bubalis (water buffalo), 1004 nucleotides. Its product is annotated as interferon omega-1-like. The record is from RefSeq and is a predicted model, not a curated record. Gene Ontology annotation, biological process: cytokine-mediated signaling pathway; positive regulation of peptidyl-serine phosphorylation of STAT protein; humoral immune response. Lineage: Eukaryota; Metazoa; Chordata; Mammalia; Artiodactyla; Bovidae. The coding region runs from base 342 to 1004 and encodes 220 amino acids. Gene Ontology annotation, molecular function: cytokine activity; type I interferon receptor binding. Gene Ontology annotation, cellular component: extracellular region. The transcript has a single exon.